CACUCGGACCGGCCCCGCGCCCCUCCCGCUCCGCGCCCCCCGCACCCCGGGCCAGGCCGGGCCGGGCAGCGCCGCCGGGGCUCGGAGCAGCGUCCGGCCGGGGGCAGGCAGUUAAAAGAUCAAGGGUGACACUCCGACAGGAGAGCUGGAAGGGAAACUUCAUGGACCUCUGCCUGCUCCAGGGUAGCAUUUGCCAGCCCUCAGUCACAGUCUGCAUUGGAGUAGUGUAGGCACCUGGAGGAGCCGGGAGCAUCUUGUGGACCUGCCGUCCUCAUACCAUCUUAUGGUGGUGCCAGUGCCUCGCUCUGUGCCCAGGCAAGGUGAUGGACAGCAGGGCAGAGAUGGAGGUGGUGAGGAACACGAAGGGCAAUGCUGCUGGGGAGGUCAGCGUCCAUGUGGUCACCACCGAGAGCACUGUGCAGAGCACCCACCUGCCAACCACUGCCUUCAUCAUACCAGCAAAUGCCACUACCAUCAGCCUUCCCACGAGCACCUUAGAAAUCCAGCGAUUCCCCCGGGAACCACAGAGAAGCACAGGGGCCGAGAGGCCAGAGAGGGGAACAGGGAAUGAGCCGAUCACAGCUACUGUCAUUCCCCAGAUCAGCGGGGUGCAGACUUGCAGCACAGUCCGUGUGCUGGAGUGGAAAGAUGGGGUGGCUACUUUGCCUGGGAGUAACCUGCGGUUUCGAAUAAAUGAGUAUGGGACACUGAAGGUGGUGAGUGCUGAUAAGAUACCUCCAGUGGAAGCCCUAAAGGAGGGUCACACAGAGAAAGAUGGGGACUCAGAGGUGGCACCCACCAGCAGAGACAAUCCUACUGUGGCAAAUGAUGUGCCGGAGCAGAGCAAGCUGCCCACAGCAGAAAGCAUGUGCCACUGCGAUACCUGUGGCCGGAGACAUGUGUGGGAUGGGGCCCGGGAAGGCAGGGGCUUCUGCAGCGAGCACUGUCACCAGCAGUUCAAAGAGAGGUCUGUCAUCGUGGAAAACUCUGCCAGCAGCACCAAUGCCACUGAAAUCCUCAAGCCAGUGAAGAAAAGAAAGAGGAAGGACUAUCAGAGCCCUUCAGAGGAAGAAUAUGAAUCUGAGCAAAUGGAGGAAAAGCAGGAAGAGAGGAAAAACUCUGUGGGAGACUCUGCUAUGAGCAAUCUGGAGGCUGAGGCGUGGAAUGGGAGCCAGCACGGUGCCAGUGAGGAGAAGAAAGAAGGCUGGUCUUGGGCGUCCUACUUGGAGGAGCAGAAAGCUGUCGCUGCCCCUUUAGAUCUCUUCCAGGAUUACCAAGUAGCUUCCCAGCACAAGAAUGGCUUUAAAGUGGGGAUGAAGCUGGAGGGGAUUGACCCACAGCACCCAUCUAUGUACUUCAUCCUGACCGUGGCUGAGGUGUGUGGUUACCGGAUGCGCCUCCACUUUGAUGGCUACUCUGAGUGCCAUGAUUUCUGGCUGAAUGCUGACUCCCCCGACAUCCACCCUGCUGGUUGGUUUGAGGAGACAGGGCACAAACUCCAGCCCCCCAAAGGGGUUGUAGGUUAUAAGGAAGAAGAAUUCAGCUGGACAAACUACCUGAAGUUAACAAAGGCUCAGGCAGCUCCUAAGCACCUCUUCUUGGUCCGAAACACUCACAAGGCUUCUCCAGGCUUCGAGGUGGGCAUGAAGCUCGAAGCUGUGGACCGCAUGAACCCUUCCCUGAUCUGUGUUGCCACAGUGACUGAUGUGGUGGACAAUCGCUUUUUGGUGCACUUUGACAACUGGGAUGAUACUUAUGACUACUGGUGUGACCCCAGCAGUCCAUACAUCCACCCAGUUGGAUGGUGUCAUGAGCAUGGCAAACCCCUCACACCUCCUCAAGAUUAUCCUGACCCUGACAACUUCACCUGGGAAAAGUACUUGAAGGAAACUGGAGCAUCUGCUGUCCCAGCUUGGGCCUUUAAAGUGCGCCCACCCCAUGGCUUCCUGGUCAACAUGAAGCUGGAGGCAGUGGACAGGAGGACUCCUUCCUUCAUCCGAGUGGCCAGUGUGGAGGAUGUGGAAGAUCACAGGAUAAAGAUCCAUUUUGAUGGCUGGAGUCACAUCUAUGAUUUCUGGAUUGAUGCGGAUCAUCCAGACAUCCACCCCAUAGGCUGGUGCUCAAAAACAGGACACCCACUGCAGCCUCCUCUCAGGCCAAAGGAACCAGCCUCUUCUGCCCAUGCAGGCUGCCCAACCCUGGGCUGCAAGAGCAUCCCUCAUACCAAGAGUUCAAAGUACAGCUUUCACCACAGGAAGUGCCCCACACCGGGCUGCGAUGGGUCAGGACACGUGACAGGGAGAUUCACAGCCCAUUACUGCCUCUCAGGGUGCCCGCUGGCAGAGAAGAACCAGGGCAGGCUGAAGGCUGACUUAUCCGACACCGAGGCCUCAACUCGCAAGAGGAACCUGAUGGGCUUCUCUCAGCGAAAGAAAUCUCGGCACCACGGGAGAGGGAGACCUCCAAAGUACCGGAAGAUCCAGCAGGAAGACUUCCAGACUAUUUCUUCAGACAGCAUGCACCAGUCUCUCUUCAUGUCCGCCCUGUCUGCCCACCCCGACCGCUCCCUGUCUCUGUGCUGGGAGCAGCACUGCAAGCUGCUGCCAGGGGUGGCUGGCAUCACAGCAGCCAUGGUGGCCAAGUGGACCAUUGAUGAGGUGUUUAGCUUUGUUCAGACUCUGACGGGUUGUGAGGACCAAGCCAAGCUCUUCAAGGAUGAGAUGAUCGAUGGUGAGGCGUUCCUCUUGCUGACGCAGGCUGACAUAGUCAAGAUUAUGAGUGUCAAGCUGGGCCCAGCACUCAAGAUCUACAAUGCCAUCCUCAUGUUCAAGAACGCUGAUGACACCUUAAAGUGACUUUUCUUGGCCCGAUCAGGACCCUCCCUCAGCAUUGGUGCUGCCAAACUGUCUGGUCAGGACAGAGAUCCCCCCAACCAACCACAGCUUGUCAUGUCCUGCUCACGUCCUUUCAGAUGCCACACCUCUGCUCUCUCACCACUCCCUCUCCCAUCUUCUUCCCUCCACACUGCCCUUUUCUUCCAGUGCUGGGUACAGGCUGACCCCAGGCCUCGGGGGUGGCUGCAGGGAUGGAGGGUGGCCUAUCUGAGCACCACAGAUGCCCCCAUGUCCUGCUGUGACUGCACUGGUUCAGAAAGUCUUGAGGGAUGAGGGACCACUGUGGAGGGUGGGGACUGAAACCACUACUCCACUCACCCAGACGUGGGAAGGGACUGACUGCCUGCGUCUGUGCUCGCAACCAUUGAGGGGCUGUUCUUGCCUUUGCUCAGCAGAUGAGAGAGAUUUGGGUUUUUUCCCUUACUAUGAUCCUGUGGCGGGGCUCGUGCUGACACCAUUCCCAAGGGACACUCCCAAGGAGCUUCUCCUCAUUUUGCCUUUUUUUCUGAAUUCUUUUGACUUUUUAAGCCCAGGUGAUGACUUUGCUUUGCCCCUUUGCUACACUGGAAACCAGCGGCCACCUCUUGCCCCUUCAGGAAUCAGGUGUCUUGGCUGCUGCUCUGCCCACGACCAGCACCUGUGCUCUGUUCCUCUUUCCUGUACUGCAGCAGCCUUAGGGCCCUGCAGGGCCAGGGCUGGCUGGGGGCAGAACAGGCUCCGUUUCUUCUUGAGCUUCAGACUGUUUUGUCCAGCACUUCUCCAGGAGAAAGGAUGCUUGGAUAACUUGUUCCCCUCACAGCAAUUAAAGAGUCCUCUGCAAAGGAGAGUUGGGCCCUCUUUGGGCCAUGUAUUAGGAGCAAGGCGCUCUAGAGUGGAGGCAGCUGCGAAGGACAAGAUGCAUCCAUUGCUCCAUAGACAGAUCCACAGUCACCUCUGAAAGUGUUCCUGAGUUGGCUGACGCAAUCCUGCCAAACUACCUUCUCCCAAUUUUUUACCCUCACAAGACACCCAGGUUUUGCUGUCUGAAGAGCUAGAUCCUCUGCUGUCCCUGGAUCCCUUACAUGCAGGGCUAAAAGAAACACAGCACUUAACUGGUUUGUUUCUGUCCUUUUUGGAAUGUAGCACCUUUUCAACAAGGCUACAGGCACUUUGGGAAUGUUCAUGUAGUGCUGUCCCUUGUAAUGGAAGAGAGACCAAGAGUGCUAGGGCUGCAAAGCCAGGAAAGCCAACAUGCCUGGGGGUCCUCAGAGAGUCCCUGUGCCUCCUGGCAGCACCCAUGCUGCUCUCCAUGAUCCAUCAUCCUGUGUGUACCUACUGUGGGAGCCGUUGGAGCAGUGCAGUGCUGGAGGACGGCUACCUGCCCACAGGCUCUCCAUAGUCUGCAGCAAUGUGAUCCCAGUCCCAUGUUCACUUUCUUUUCCAUUCCUAGGAAUGACAUAUCAGUAGCAAAACAAUCUCCCCCUUUCCCAGUGCUCAAAGACAGGGAUGAAGAGAUGUGAGCAAGUGUACCAGCAAGAUGUCCUGGAGCAGCACUGCCUUGAGAGCCGCUGUCACCCCUGGGUCAACCUGUUCAAGGCUUCCAAUGGAAAUGUAGCAUUUUGACUCUGUUUUAUUGAAUAUUUGGGGUCACACUUGACCUGCUCUUGAAACGUCUGCCACUUGCUCUUCACGCAGGACUUACAACUGGUCCAUGUCUUUGUUUUGUCAAGGCUUGGGUUUGAUUUAGGCAGCUUUCCCUCUCUUUUCCCUGUGGUCAGCUGGGGGGGAUCUUUCCAUUUCUUCAAGCACUGCAGUGUGGCAAGCUGUGGAGAGAGGGAGUGGUAAGGAACAGCUGUGCCCCUGGUUCCCACAGUCGCUCCCCACAACACCCUUUGUCUGCAGUAAUGGUCCUUAAGGUGGUCUCUUCAUUUGAUGGAGAGUCUCUUUCUGGGCCACUGUGGGCUGGGGAAGAAGAGGAGGAGCCCUGGGACCUUCAGCUGUGAGACUGCAAAUGAUGCUGAGAACUCUCCAGAUGUGAUCAGGCACAAAAAGGCACUGGACAUGGCUAUUGAGUUUAGAAGGAAAUGUCUUAUGAAAGCAUCCUGUUUUCAUCUUCUCCAUUCCCAUGUGUGAAGUUAUUCCUUCUGUUGGGGAAGGGACUAAGCACCAUCCCAGGGUGCUGGAGAGGAGCUGCUACCCAGGCAUCAGAUCUGAAACUAAUGUGAAGGAUGAAGAACCUUGUGUCUCACAGGGCUGCCUGGGAGAGCAGAGGUGGUGGGAAGCUUAGAAGGUCCUGAUGAAGGGGAAUAGGAGGCAUGAGCCAAGCCCUGGCUGGACCACAAGUCUGGGUACAACCAAUACCACUAGCUCUUGCUCUGCUGUCGGGUGCAAUCAAGCCAUGCUCUGCCUGGGCCCCAGCAAAACAGGCAGAGCUGCGUCUCCACACUGUGCCAGCCAUGGCACUGCCUGACCUGGGCUCGAGAGCAGACACAAACUGAACAGGACUGCCAGGGUGCUGCCCCUUGGCUGGGGGGUCUGGCUGCACAGCUGGAGCCCAGGUCUCCACUGGGUCUGAGCUCUGCACAGGAAGCAGCUGUCAGGAACACCAGCUCCACAAGAAGGGUGAUGAGAGAUCUGAGAGUCUGUGUCACACACCUGCAGAAUUGAGCAUCACUUCAUCAGCCUCUCAGGCUCACUCGGCCACUGGGGUACAAAGCUGCUGGAUUCAUCUGGGUGAGGGAGUUACAGGGUUUGUAGGUGGUCAAGGGCUAUUUACUGUUAAAACUUAUAACCUCCUCGUGUCCUUUAAAACUAAACCCAAAGGAUCGUGUGUGUACAUGUGGAUGGGUGUUUGUGGGAGUACCAUGACACCAUUCCCCUGCUGUUGGUGUGUCACUCUUUCAGGGUGGUCUCUGUGGCUGUGAAGGCAGCAGAUGCCUGUCACAGGAUCUCAGGUGAUGUGUCCUUCAUGAGCAGUUGUCCCUGGUCCAGCAAGGAAGCCAGAAGAAGGAAGGUUUGCUGUACCGCUGGCCUUGGCAAGUCCUCCAUCCCCACAGAGCAUUGAGUGGGAGUCCCCUAUCAGGAACCAUCAAGGACAGCUGUGACCAAGGCAGAAGCACCAAAGUUUUUUGUCCUUACCCUGUUGCCGGACCAGAUUGCUCACAGGGAUGUUCACUGCUGUGUCACUAAGAAGCCAGAGAGGAAAGUGGGGCUGGGUCUGGCCCACAAGUUCCUCUCUGGGACCUUUCUGAGAGAUGUGACUGCAGCCAAAAUUUCUAAGUCAAUGAAGAGUUUUUGAAGUCAAAUGUUUUUUUGACUGGAGGCCCUCAAGCCUAUGUUUCUGCCAUUCCUGCCCCUGCAUCUGGUGUUGGUGGGGCUUAGCUGGAGCCAUGGGAGAGGUCCCACCAAAUGCACCAGCCUCAGGCAUGGGGUGUCUUCUGGGGGGGCUGACUCUGGGUGCAUGGGAGCAGUUGGAGCCUCUUGGAAAGGUGUUUCUCCCUCCUCAUGGAAACGGGCAGCAUUGGGACACUGUGAGCCAAGGUCUCUGUUUCCAUGAGAGCAGCCAGCCUGAAGCUCAGCAGGCUGAAGCUUUGUGCCUGCCCUGCCAGAGCACAGCUGCCCACCCCUGCCUUCCUCUGCUGAUUUCCAUGGCGAUCACUAGCACUUUUAGAAAAGAAAAACCCCCUCCAAAUUGUCCAGGAGGGUCGAGGGCUUAGGGCAGCUGCUGUCUGCAGAGGCACAUCUGGGGCCAUGAGUGCAGUGAGGGCAUUGGAGAAGAGGAGGGAGCUGAGAGAGGGAUGUGACUUGGCCAGUCCUGUUCCUCACUCCUCAGCCUCCAGGAGAGAACUCCUCAGGCGCGCAGAGGGAAAGACAAGAGGGCUGUAGCCAGGCUCCCUUCUUCCAGCCCUGACUUUCCCUCGGGGGCCUGAGCCUUCCUUGUCCUUGAAGGGAAAAAUGGGGAGCAUAUUGUGGAAAGAGUGUGAUUAUGAUAACAAAAGCUUUUUGCACUUUCAUUCAUUUUGCACUCUUUUUUAAUUUCUUUUUUUCUGCGUUUUUGAUAUCGGCGCCUCCUUUUCAUAACAAAAAUCCUUUUGUUGUAGCCAGUGCAGCUAUUCCAGAACUGUGUGUCCUGAGUGUACAGAGUUUUAAAGGCCCUAUAUAUAUAAAUUUAUAGUGGUGCAAAAGUAAAUUUAUAUAUGUAGAUGAGGAUGUGAUGUGUUUCGUCAGUGUUUUAAAAUAAUAAACGAAUGUAAGCAAUGGA
This is a messenger RNA of Pseudopipra pipra, 7134 nucleotides long. It is a transcript of the gene L3MBTL1, whose product is annotated as L3MBTL histone methyl-lysine binding protein 1. Gene Ontology annotation, cellular component: nucleus. Bases 324 to 2855 code for a protein of 843 amino acids. NCBI's taxonomy places the organism in Eukaryota, Metazoa, Chordata, Aves, Passeriformes, Pipridae. The transcript has 23 exons. Gene Ontology annotation, biological process: negative regulation of DNA-templated transcription. The record is from RefSeq and is a predicted model, not a curated record. Gene Ontology annotation, molecular function: zinc ion binding; histone binding; chromatin binding.